Molecule: messenger RNA, 606 nt
Organism: Fusarium musae
Lineage: Eukaryota; Fungi; Ascomycota; Sordariomycetes; Hypocreales; Nectriaceae
Exons: 3
Coding region: 1-606 (201 amino acids)
Biological process (GO): Arp2/3 complex-mediated actin nucleation; regulation of actin filament polymerization
Cellular component (GO): actin cytoskeleton; cytoplasm; Arp2/3 protein complex
Molecular function (GO): actin filament binding
Source: RefSeq, a predicted model, not a curated record
AUGUCAAUUAUCCAGCAGCAUACGAGCGCGACGCUCGGUGACGCAUGGCGCACCAUCAACAUCGACGCCCUGAACGAAGACUCCAGCGUCAACUUCGACACCUCGACUCUGCAUCCCCCACAGCCCGAGAUCGACGAGGCGGAAGUGCGCCAGCUUUCUGGGCAGAUCAGGCAGCUGCUGAGAGGAGGUGAUGCGGAGGGAGCUUUGAGGGGCAGCUUGGAGACUCCAGUAUACAACGGAACGGAUGCAGCCAAGGAUGCUCAUCUGCACACUAUAAUCGAGGUCCUCCAGUCGAUUAAGGCAAGCGAUAUGUCCCCCUUACUGAAGAGCAUCUACGGAUCUGAGGGAGGCCCUGAGUGCCUGGAUGUCCUGAUGAAGUAUAUCUACAAAGGAAUGGCUACGGUUCACCCUGGAGCAGCUUCGCGAUCACCAAACAAGGUUACACCUCAAUCGACGGGAGGUUUCAGCCAGAUCGCCGGGCGACCUGGCUCGAAUGAGCCCGCCACUGCAGCCAUGAGUGUGCUCCUGAGCUGGCAUGAGAAGGUCGUUGAGGUCGCUGGUCUGGGAUGCAUCGGCCGAACAAUGAGCGAUUGGCGAAAGGUUUAG